Messenger RNA from Doryrhamphus excisus (bluestripe pipefish), 1239 nucleotides. It is a transcript of the gene lg3h9orf78, whose product is annotated as linkage group 3 C9orf78 homolog. NCBI's taxonomy places the organism in Eukaryota, Metazoa, Chordata, Actinopteri, Syngnathiformes, Syngnathidae. Gene Ontology annotation, cellular component: spliceosomal complex. The record is from RefSeq and is a predicted model, not a curated record. Gene Ontology annotation, biological process: mRNA splicing, via spliceosome.
ACCGGAAGUGGAUCGCUGUUGUUGUGCACCUUUUAAUUUGUCCUCCUCUGACGAAGACAUUUUGGCCCACUCACUCGCCGACGUUACAGUUGAAGCUGUUUUAAAAUGCCUUCCUGCAAGAAUUUUAGGAGGCGAAAGGAUUCUUCGGAUGUGGAAGAAGACGAAACAACGCAAGAAGUCAGAUCUAAAGUAGAAGAGGCCAAAGAGCUACAGAGUCUGCGACGACGGCAGAACGGAGUCAGCGUGACUGCCUUGUUAGUUGGAGAAAAAUUACCACCCGAGGCUGAGAUUGAUAAUGACCCUUUUAAACUGAAAACCGGGGGGGUUGUUGACAUGAAGAAAGUCAAAGAUCGCAACCGAGACAUGACAGAGGAUGACACAGACCUCAAUUUGGGUACCUCCUUUUCUGCCGAGACCAACAGAAGAGAUGAAGAUGCAGACAUGAUGAAAUAUAUUGAGACAGAGCUAAGAAGAAAGAAGGGCCUUGUGGAAGCAGAGGAACAAAAAGUCAAGGUGAAAAAUGCAGAGGACCAUCUGUAUGAGCUGCCUGAGAACAUCCGCGUCAACUCCGCCAAAAAGACAGAGGAGAUGUUAUCCAAUCAGAUGUUGAGUGGGAUCCCUGAGGUCGACCUUGGGAUAGAUGCAAAGAUAAAGAAUAUCAUCCAGACAGAGGAGGCCAAAGCCAAGCUAAUAGCAGAACAAAGGAACAAGAAAAAAGACAACGGAACAUCAUUUGUUCCCACCAACAUCGCUGUCAACUAUGUCCAGCACAACCGCUUCUACCACGAGGAUGCCAAUGCCCCUCAGAGGCACCACAGACACAGAGAGGAACCCAAAGCAAGGCCUCUGCGUGUAGGAGACACAGAGAAACCUGGCCCAGAGACAACGUCACCACAAAACGUCCGCAAACGACCAAAUAACGAAAAGGCGACUGACGACUACCAUUACGAGAAGUUCAAGAAGAUGAAUCGCCGAUAUUAAGAUGUCUUAUUGCAAUAAACUGCUCAGCCCACCAGCGAAUACUAUUACAAAAAUGGACAAUAAUUACAUGUAUGUCCAAAAUCAUAUUCAGAGGUUGAAGCUUUCAGCCUCACUUUACUGUGGAGCUACUCUGACCAUGCUGUGCUUUGUAAAUAAUGUACAUAUUCCACUUCCAUUAAAAAACAGAAAAAAACACAAUUCAUGUUUAUUCAUAGAAUUUGUUUGUUGGAGAAAAAAAAGCAGGAAUUGGUUGGAUUU